AUGACUUUGGACAGGAGCGACAGAGUGCGGGACUUGCAGGACGAUAGACAAGAGGACACGGGGCAGGACAUACAGCAGGACGUACCGCAGGACAUAGAGCAGGACCUAGAGGAGGACCGACCAGUAGCCACGAUGGUUCUAGAAGACGCCCUCAAGGUCCUGAUGAUGUUGAAUUUAUCGGACCACCACGAGCUCAGCUUUGUCUUACGUCACAAGUACAAUCUGACGGAUGACCUGAUCUCUGCCGUGUUAAACCGUUCGACGCCAAUCUUCAAGGUCAUGCCAGAGUUCAAGGUCGCUAAGGUGCUGCUACUGUAUGUGCCACCUGUACUGCUGGUCAUGGGAACUAUGGGAAAUCUACUCAGUUUUUUGAUCCUGCGCCACAAGUCGAUGAACCAGCAGUCCAUCUACGUGUACCUGAGCACUCUGGCCAUCUUCGACAGUCUGGUGCUCUACUUCGGCCUUCUGCGGCUCUGGGUGGACGAGGUUAGCGGGCUGGACAUCCGCACCAAGAGCACCUGGCUCUGUAAGGGCCUGCUCAUGCUCAACUACACCAGCAGUGACGUGUCCGUUUGGCUUAUCGUCGCCGUCACCUUCGAGCGUUACGUCAUCGUGAGUCACCCCCUGCAGGCGCCACACUUCUGCCAAGACAGCCGAGCCAAGAAGAUAAUCGCCGGCAUCAUCCUGGUCUUCCUGCUCGUCAACUUCCACUUCCUGUUCACGGUCGACCUUAACCCCUCCAAGGCCAGCGAGCAGAAGAGGAGCGUGCGGUACGAGUGCAGCCCCAACCCGGGCUACGAGCACCUGAUCCAGGUCGUCUGGCCGUGGGUCGACGCCCUGCUCUACGGCUUCGGCCCCUUCGUGCUGAUCAGCGUCUUUAACUCAAUCAUCGUCUUCAAGAUCUGCAAGGCCAACAACUCGAGGGCCCAGCUUGUCCAGGGGCGGGUCCAGAGAAACUCUUCUCCCGUCGAGGCGGGGAACAUCCGCAUCACCGUCAUGCUGCUGACCAUCUCCUUCAGCUUCCUGCUGACCACGCUGCCCUCGAACCUCUCCAACAUCGUCUCCUACUGGGUCAACAUCAACGGCAGCCAGCUGACUCAGACCAAGGCCGUGCUGAUGACGGCCGUCAGCUCGCUGCUCAUGUACCUCAACCACUCCGUCAACUUCAUCCUCUACUGCGCCACGGGCCGCAGGUUCCGGGCCAUGGUCACGCGCUGCUUCUGCUCCAAGAUCAUCCGGCCCCGCACGGUGCCCACCCUGGACCACAGCCACCACCUCUUCUGCUCCAGGAAGCGGCUGGACGGCCAGAAGUCGGCCACCAGCGAGGAGAGUCAGGUCUGA
Molecule: messenger RNA, 1341 nt
Organism: Physella acuta
Lineage: Eukaryota; Metazoa; Mollusca; Gastropoda; Physidae
Product: putative G-protein coupled receptor 139
Biological process (GO): G protein-coupled receptor signaling pathway
Cellular component (GO): membrane
Molecular function (GO): G protein-coupled receptor activity
Source: RefSeq, a predicted model, not a curated record